CUAGCAGCCCAAGAGGGUGGGAACGAGGUGUGAUAGCAGCAGCGGGAGCGACAUCUUGGCGCACCCAAUCCACUGUAUUUUAUGGCGAUUGGUCAAUUGCUUUAGUUGAUGUUCAGGUACCUACCACCCCCUAACUUUUAGCAAGCAGGCAAGCUACGGGUAGCUACGCGCCCCUCAACGCGUCGCAAGUGUACCUACCCAGCUACCCUACCCGCGUCCCACUUUCCGGCGCCCGCUACUGCAAAACCCCGUCUUGUUUUUCGGGGCUUCUUUCCAUAAUUUUUCCUUCUUUCCCUUCCUCACCGCAAGAACGGUCCACAGACAAGUCCGAUACCGUCAACUUUCCGAUCCUCAACACAAACUCAAAACCUACCAAUUCCAAUCUUCCCGUCUUGUACAAUUCACGUCUUCGGACUAUGACCACCGCCGGCACAGAACCCACAUCCACACCAACUUCACCACAACAACCGGCACCAAAACGCGUCAAACUCGCCGCCAACAUGGCCGAAAAAACAGAAUCCUCCGUCGCAGUCCCCAAACUCGACCAAUCACCCCCCCUCCUAAUCAAAAAGCUCUCCAGCACCGCCAAACUACCCACGCGCGGCAGCGCCUUCGCAGCGGGCUACGAUCUCUACGCGUCCCAACCGACCACCAUCCCCUCCCGGGGCAAAGCUCUAGUCGAAACAGAUAUAAGCAUCGCUGUGCCCGCCGGUACUUACGGCCGCAUAGCGCCGCGAUCCGGUCUAGCAGCGAAGCAUUUCAUCGACACCGGUGCUGGUGUAAUUGAUGCGGAUUACCGAGGUCCGGUUAAGGUACUGCUGUUUAACCACAGCGACGCCGAUUUCGAGGUUAAGGAGGGAGAGCGUGUAGCGCAGCUCGUGUUGGAGCGGAUUUAUACCCCGGAGGUGCUUGAGGUGCAGGAGUUGGAGGAGAGCGUUCGCGGCGCGGGUGGGUUUGGAAGUACGGGAACAAAUUAAGGGGGACAAUGUGUAGAUGACAAAUGAAUAAGGAGUUGGAAUGGGAAGAGGGCCAAGGCCAGGACCAGGACGAGGAUAAUGGACUUUCCAGGACAGAUUGGGACCGCCAACUGUUUUAAACGUAUCCUUGGUAUUCGGGUUUUCACCUUCAUGUCGGCAGGCUCUCGAAAUCACUAACGACGACCAAGAGAAC
Molecule: messenger RNA, 1170 nt
Organism: Hypoxylon trugodes
Lineage: Eukaryota; Fungi; Ascomycota; Sordariomycetes; Xylariales; Hypoxylaceae
Product: deoxyuridine 5'-triphosphate nucleotidohydrolase
Exons: 1
Coding region: 417-977 (186 amino acids)
Biological process (GO): dUMP biosynthetic process; dUTP catabolic process
Molecular function (GO): dUTP diphosphatase activity; magnesium ion binding
Source: RefSeq, a predicted model, not a curated record